AUGUCUUUCUACAGCCGUCUAUUCCCUACAUCUCUCUUGUCUCUACUCAUCUUCACACUGUUGGUGUGUGGGAAUGGUGCGCAGGCUAUUCGUGUGCGGGCCACCUCGCAGGAACUCUCCAUUGAAGUAAACCACGAGGAGGUUUGUAUGUACUCCACGGGUGAGAACUCCAAUGAGGGGGCAAUGCUGCACUAUCACGUUCUCCACGGCGGUGAUGACUUUGAUGUGUACAUUCGAGAUCCCCGCAAUCGAACUGUUUAUGUCUCGUACGCCGGCGAACAUGAGAUGGAGGAUCGUGUUUACUUUACGAAACACAUGCAUGGAGAGUAUGCUUACUGUAUUGAUAACCGUCCCUACUCGGGCAGCCGCAAGGUGAUUAAGUUAGUCAUUGGAGUCACAUCGCUCACUCGAUGGAAGGAACGUAUUGAUCCGCUCACGCGACUGAUGCUUCGCACGGAUAGUUACAUGCUUGGACUUCAUGAAGAUCAAAUUAUUUUUCGCCUGCGUGAACAGGAUCUACGCAAGAAGGUGGAUGAAAGCAGUAAACUCUUAUUGGCACGGGGCUUAACAGAGACGGUGAUUAUCGUGUUUGUUUCUGUGCUGCAUGUCCUUCUCAUUAAACAUCUCUUUACGAAAAAGGGUGUGAGGGCGGUAGCGUAA
Molecule: messenger RNA, 660 nt
Organism: Trypanosoma theileri
Lineage: Eukaryota; Euglenozoa; Kinetoplastea; Trypanosomatida; Trypanosomatidae
Product: cop-coated vesicle membrane protein p24 precursor
Exons: 1
Coding region: 1-660 (219 amino acids)
Biological process (GO): intracellular protein transport; Golgi organization; endoplasmic reticulum to Golgi vesicle-mediated transport
Cellular component (GO): endoplasmic reticulum-Golgi intermediate compartment; COPII-coated ER to Golgi transport vesicle; endoplasmic reticulum
Source: RefSeq, a predicted model, not a curated record